AUGUUUUAUCUAUUAGCACUCGGACAACCAGCUCAAAAGGAUUCUCAACCCGCUCCAGCUGCAACUAACCCCUUAAUUGGAGUCAAGCGCCGAAAUGUUUCAAACCCUACCACCAAUCCCAUUGCUGUAGUUACUGUCAAACCUGCCCCAAAGCGACCCCGUCCAGCAGCUAGUGCUAGUACAUUGUCUAAUGUGAUUGUAGACCUCAUCUCUUCUGAUGAUGAGGUCGUGUUUGUUAGCAGUAAUACUAGUCAAAAAUCUAGUCUCAAUUCAACAAAACCAAAAAUUGCCAAACAACGCGAUGUCAUUUUGCUAUGCCCUCUAUCAACCCCAAACAAGCCUUGCAUACGUUGUAAAGUUGUACAGAUCUUGAAGGGGAAGCUUUUCAGCUGUCACUGCGGUGCAGCUCCAGUUACACUUUGCCGCGGACAAGUUGAAGGUGCACGAGCCCACUGGAGCAGUGGGGCGUGUAAGGAUGCCACAUCUGGACUAAGAGGCAACCAGAUGUUGACCUCAUACUUCAAAAAAUACCCGGCUCUUCAACCUGACAACAAGAAUCUAGUCGAUACUGUUUGCCCAGGUCUUACAGAUGCAACCUGGGUUAGAAAACAAGCUACUGGCACAAUCUUGAAUUUUCUGGACAACACCUACUCUAUCUAUUGA
Molecule: messenger RNA, 663 nt
Organism: Melampsora larici-populina 98AG31
Lineage: Eukaryota; Fungi; Basidiomycota; Pucciniomycetes; Pucciniales; Melampsoraceae
Exons: 2
Coding region: 1-663 (220 amino acids)
Source: RefSeq, a predicted model, not a curated record